Helobdella robusta is the source of this 1825-nucleotide messenger RNA. RefSeq lists its product as hypothetical. The record is from RefSeq and is a predicted model, not a curated record. Gene Ontology annotation, molecular function: protein binding. Bases 232 to 1527 code for a protein of 431 amino acids. The transcript has 4 exons. NCBI's taxonomy places the organism in Eukaryota, Metazoa, Annelida, Clitellata, Rhynchobdellida, Glossiphoniidae.
UCGUGCAAGCACUGCGGAUAUUUAUAAAUAGUCAUUCCUAGUUUAUUUUAAAUCUACUAGAGGAGUUUUUCCAGUAAAAAUUUUAAAUUUACACUGAAUCUUACGUUUUUUUCGCAUUUUACUAUCGAAGUUUUGAUAAACUUUAAUUUAGCUAACUUAAGCUAAGUUCUUUCAAAUAAAAUCAACGUUUUUUUUUCAAAUAUUACGCUUAAUUGAUAUUAUCAGUUCAAAAUGUCAAGAGCCGAAGCAGCAGGAGACAUGGCUGGAAUAAGAUGCAAGCUGUCCGGCAAAUAUGAUGCUGGAGCAGAGGCAGAUGUCAUAUCCUGGUUCAAGAUGUUGUUGGGUCUGGAGUUGGAGCCUGGCAUGAAGGAGAUGGAGAAACAAUUGAAAGAUGGACAGCAUCUCGUCAAACUGGCAAAAGAGGUUUUACGUAGAACAGCGAACGCACCAGAAAGAGCAAAGAAGAUGGUUCUCAAAGCGAACACUCUGACCGCCCCAUUCAAACAGAUGGAAAACAUUCAAACCUUCAUAAACUUCUGCUCCAACUACGGCGUUCCGAAAACUGGUUUGUUUCAAACGGUGGACUUGUACGAAGGUAGGAACAUGCCUCAAGUUCUCAACUGCCUGCAACAACUCGGUAGCGAGGCACAACGUCACAACAUGGACGGACCAACGAUAGGACCGAAACCGACAGAGAAGAACAUCAGAGAAUUCACCGAGGAACAGUUGAAGGCAGGCCAAAGCAUCAUUGGUUUGCAGGCGGGAACCAACAAACUUGCCAGCCAAUCAGGAAUGACGAUGGGUGGAGUCAGGCACGUGUCGGACAUCAAGGUCGACGACAUGACGCGUGAAGGUCACGGUGUGAUAGGACUGCAAGCUGGAACGAACAAGCUGGCAAGCCAGGCAGGAAUGAGUUUUGGAGCAGUGAGACAUGUUGCCGAUAUAAGAGCUGACGACAUGUCGAAAGAGGGUCAGGGCGUUAUUGGACUUCAAGCUGGCUCUAACAAGGGAGCCAGCCAAACUGGAAUGAGCAUGGGCAGUGUUAGACACGUGGCAGAUAUCAGGGCUGACGAUCUACAAAAAGACGGUCAAGCGUUUAUUGGUUUACAAGCGGGAACAAAUAAGUUAGCAAGCCAGGCAGGGAUGACAUUCGGUGGAGUGAGACAUGCGGCCGACAUAAGGGCAGACGAUAUGUCUAAAGAUAGUCAUGCAGUCAUCGGUCUUCAAGCCGGAUCAAACAAGGGAGCUACACAAGCUGGUAUGAAAAUCGGCUCCGUUAGACAUGUAGCAGAUAUCAGGGCUGAUGAUAUGAAUAAAGAAGGUCAAGGGGUCAUUGGAUUGCAGGCGGGUACUAACAAAUUGGCCAGUCAAUCAGGAAUGACUUUUGGAGGUGUCAGACAUGCUGCGGACAUCAGAGCUGACGACAUCGACAGAGCCGGACAGGGAGUUAUCAACCUGCAGUAUGGCACAACGGAUGGAGCCAACCAAUCUGGAAUGUCGUUUGGUAGCAGAAGAAUCAUCUCAUAAUUUCAUUUCAUCUCUUUUCAAUGUAUUGUAUUCCCAGUUCGUUCUUAUUACAUUUUAUUCGUACAGAUCUCAUUCAAUUCAUAACUGUUAUUUAUUUUCGUAAUAUAUUGCUUUUCCGGAAAAUUUCAACAAAGUUUCAAUUAUAUCCUGAUCUAUAACUGGCAAUUUAAAUGACGUUACUUAAUUGUUGGCUCGCAUAUGGCGCAGAUAGCAAUAUAACAACAAAAAUAUUAUAGAGCCCGCGCAUAUAGAAUGCAAAUAACUUAUUAAAAAUAUAAAAAAAAACAUUAAAAAAAUU